AUGCUCAGUCACUUGGCCCGAGCAAGGUCUGCUGUACCAAGCAGGAUAACUUCACGAGGUUUCAAUUCGUCUGGUAGAUCAUUGGAUGUAUCAAAAGUGAUUCUUGUGGGUAGAUUAGGUUCAGAUCCUAUAUUACGAACGACGACAAGUGGGAAACCGUAUUACACAUAUACUGUAGCUACUAGCGUUGGAUCCCCUGUAGAAGUGGAAGGCGGAAAACUGCAAGAUCCUCCUACAUCAUGGCAUACGAUAUUCUCGUUCAACGAAUUUCAACAUCCUUCACUACAGAAACUAGGUAAAGGGUCAUCUGUAUAUGUAGAAGCGGAAUUGCAAAUGAGACCUUCUGAAUCUUCUUCCAAUGGUCAUUAUACUCACGAUAGAGCUUUUCUCAAACAUCAAAAAAUCAGUGUAAUAAAUAGAGUCAAACCGGAGGGUGAACAAUCAGAUAUUGAAGAAGAUAUCACUGAGUAG
This is a messenger RNA of Kwoniella shivajii, 471 nucleotides long. RefSeq lists its product as uncharacterized. The transcript is spliced from 7 exons. The coding region runs from base 1 to 471 and encodes 156 amino acids. Lineage: Eukaryota; Fungi; Basidiomycota; Tremellomycetes; Tremellales; Cryptococcaceae. The record is from RefSeq and is a predicted model, not a curated record. Gene Ontology annotation, biological process: positive regulation of helicase activity; mitochondrial DNA replication. Gene Ontology annotation, molecular function: single-stranded DNA binding. Gene Ontology annotation, cellular component: mitochondrial nucleoid.